Vespa velutina is the source of this 2327-nucleotide messenger RNA. RefSeq names its product splicing factor U2AF 65 kDa subunit-like. Bases 212 to 847 code for a protein of 211 amino acids. The record is from RefSeq and is a predicted model, not a curated record. The transcript has 2 exons. NCBI's taxonomy places the organism in Eukaryota, Metazoa, Arthropoda, Insecta, Hymenoptera, Vespidae.
UCUCUCUCUAUAAUAAAAUUAUUUACGAGUAGAUUAUGUUAGAUCCCAAAGGAAAUAAUUGGCCAUAUGCCCUAAUCGAAUUAAUAGUUACGAUUGAGAUAACUUUGAAGUAAGAGAACUCUUAUUGAUUAUCUUCUUUAGAAAUGAUCUGUUUGGAUCGUUUGUAAAAAAAGGAAGAAGAAGAAGAAGAAGAAGAAGAAGAAGAUGAAAGAUGUUUUCAACAUGGCGGGGUAUGGUCGUCGUCGUUUUACACAGAGAACAAAGUUUCGAUAUCGUUGGAGCAAAGAAUUCCGGUUAUCGAGCCGAAAAAAUGAGGUCGAGUGGCGUUGACACGCUCACAAAGAUAAAUCAUCCUCAGUUCUCUUCUAGUUGCGUUUGUUCAUCGUCCUUCCGGUUUCCGGUUUCCUAUCGGCGGAUGGACGUGCCAAUCGUUGGGAAGUCCGAACUCGGAGGAAAGUACGAAGCCGGAAGGAUACGGCGUCGUCGUCGUCGUCGUCUUGAUUGUCGUCAUUGGCAAAGAGGAAGAAGAAGAAGAAGAGGAGGUGAUGGUGAUGGCGGUGGUGGUGGAAAGUUGACGGAAGUCGGUAGAUACGCGAUAAGGAAAAGGAAAAGGGAGAGGAAGAGGAAGAAGAAGAAGUGGCGUGAAGAGGAGUGGUGGACUAAAGGAGGAAAAGAAGAAGAAGAAGAAAAGGAAGAAGAAGAAGAACAGGAACAAGAGAAAGAAGAAAUUGGUGUUGCUGGUUUUAUUACUGGUGUUGUUACUGAUGGUGUUAUUGUUGGUAAUGGUGGUUGUGCUAAUGCUAUUGCUAGUUUUGCUCCAUCAUCAUUGUUUCUAUUGUGUUGUUAACGAUUAUCUGCAGGAUAUCUCGAAAUGGAUAAUAAUUUUGUUCGAUUGAAAGAAUUUCGUUCUUUAAUUCGACUAUCAUCGUCGUGGUCGUCAUUGUUAUCAUCAUCAUCAUCAUCAUCAUCAUUGUCAUCAUCGUCGUUGUCGUUGUCGUCGUCGUCGUCGUCUCACCUCAUCCUAUUACCACCAAUUAUAUUCUCCUUUAUCAUAUAUUCUCUAAUAACGAUAAUUCGACAAAAGAUAAUAUCGUCGUUAUUCAUCUUCCCUUUUAUUAUUUGACCCCCCCCCUCUCUCUUUCUCCCUCUCUUUCUCUCGUUCAGAUUCUCAUUGAUAUUGAAAACGAACGUAAAAAAUACUAUAACGACGAAUUGUAUCUUUUUCUUCAGUUUCUUUUUUCCUCCCCCUACCCAUCCCCUCCUACCCAUCCCUGAAUUCCCUCCUCAUUUCCUUCCUCUUCUUCUUUUCUGAUCUAUCAUCUUCUCCUUUAUAUCCUUACCUCAUCAUUUUUAACCUACGAUAAAAUUCUUUACGUUUGAAUGAAAAGGAAGAAAAAGAAUAUAACCGGAGGAAAAGAACUCUCAUAUUGAUACUUUCACCAAUCAAUCAAUCAAUGAAUCAAUCAAUCAAUCAAUCAAUCAAUCGAGUAAUCAAUCAACAAUCCGGACGCUCUUUUCUUUUCUUUUUUUUUUCUUUUUUCUUUUUUCUUUUUUCCUGAUAAUCGAUCCGAAUAGAGGCACAUCAGAUCAAUCGCACUCCAAUUCUUUCGUAGCGUGUGUAUUUCUCCGUUCGAUCAGGAAAGAAUAAGAAGAAUAAGAAGAAGAAAAAGAAAAAGAAGAAAAAGAAAAAGAAAAAAAAAGGGAAAAGAAAUUCUCCAAAAUCCUGUUGUCUUACGUAUGCGUAUAUACGAGUAAACAAACAACACAUAGUAUUGUUUACAGUAAUUUAUACUUCAUAUUCGAUUCAUCGUCCUUAUCCCUGUGCAAGCGUUUCGCGCUAGCGCGGGCGAAUUCCUCUCCCCUCCUCGCCCCUUCUAUCCCUCCUGCCUCCCGGCUCUCAGAGCCCCUCCUCCUCCUCCUCCUCCUCCUCCUUCUCUUCCUCCCUCACCAUUACCAUUCAAUCUUUCCUUCUCCUCUUUUCAAGUGGGAAACACUGUGUAACCGGCGUUUAUAAUCAUCAGUAACGUCUCGAUCCUCGACGUAGGAAGUGUUGUGUGUGACUCGUUAGAAAGUUAAUAUUAUUAUAGAACGUUUUCGUUGAAAUCAUCCUGCCAUCCCCCACCCCCACCCACGGCGCCUCCUCUUUGACCUCCCAUCCGUCGUUUCCUCAUCUCUCUUCGUUUUCUAUUUAGAUUUCGAUGAGUGAUCGAUCGAUGACGAAUUGUUGAUCAGUUUUUAUUUUCUCUUUAUUCUUUUCUUUUCGUUUCUUGGCUUCUUUAUUCUUUUUUUUUUUUUUUUUUAAUUUUCUCUCUCUCUCUCUCUCUCUC